CAAAUCCUGUGUUGAUACAAGAACUAGUUGAAAAGUUGCCAGCUCAAAUGCGCCUACAAUGGGCAAUGUUUUCUAGGCCGUCUUCAGACGCUAAUCUGAAGGCGUUUAGCGAUUGGCUGUUCGACUUGGCAGACGCUGCCAGCAACGUUACAUCAGUUCUUUCUGCUAGCAAUCCUGAGUCGGAGAAACGCAAAGCUCAUCGGGUAAGUGUUCAUGCGGAGGAGAAGAAUGCUAGCAGAGAAUUCGCCGAACGGGUUAAACCCAAAUUAUCAUGCUAUUUAUGCAAAGAAUCUCAUGUUAUUUUAAAAUGCGAUAAGUUCAAAAACUUAGGUUAUGACGAAAAAUGGAAUGAGGUACGUAGGUUGCAGCUUUGUAGGUUAUGUUUACGAAAACACGAUGCGAGAAGCUGUCGUGAGAGGAAAGCAUGCGGCGUGAACGGUUGCACCUACAAACAUCACCCGCUUUUACACAAAACCUUCGAUGCUCAAACAGCAAUUGUGGCUCAUCACAAAGAAGUAAGUAACACGCUUUACCGUGUUGUACCAAUAACGAUUUAUGGAAGAGGCACGUCAUGUGACGUUUAUGCCCUUUUAGACGAUGGAUCCGGCCCAACUCUUAUUGAGAAAAGUGUGUUGCAACGUUUGCAGGUGCAAGGUGCUAAAGCAGAUUUGUGUCUUAAAUGGACAGACGGCACGGUACGUGUACAGCGGGACUCCGAUUGGAUCGAUUUAGAUGUAUCGCCGCGUGGGAAGCAAAAGAGGCUUACUCUGCGUAACGUACGCUCCGUGGAUGCGCUUGAUCUUCCACUUCAAACAAUGGAUAUUACGGAGCUUGCAGGAUUACAUAAACAUCUAAGGGGAAUUCCAGUUGAGUCAUACCGCAACGUUGUGCCACAAUUAAUAAUUGGAUUAAGCAACAAAAAUGUGAUGAUGCCACUUAAGUUUCGUGAAGGCAAAGCGCAUGAGCCAGCUGCCACCAAAACCCGCCUUGGAUGGACCGUUUAUGGUGUCAUAAAUACCGACGAACGACAGAACGUUGACAAUAUGCAGCUACAUGUUUGUGAGUGUGAUGACGAUGUAGCCUUGCAAAAGUUGGUCACAGAGUACAUGUCCCUGGAGAAAAAUUGUAAUGACCGGGAAAAUAAUCAGUUUCAAAGUACAGAGUUAAAUGAAAUGCGAGGCAACGUUAAGCGCAAGGGAGAACACUUCGUAGCAAAGCUGCUAUGGAAGUCGGAGAGCACUACUAUGCCAGACAACUAUCCCGUGGCUUUGCGUAGACUCACAUGCUUCGAGAGAAAGUUAGAAUCGUCUCCCGAUCUUAGGUUACUUGUAAAUGAACAUAUUCGCUCAAUGGAGGAAAAGGGGUACAUUCGCAAAUUAAGCACAAGCGAGAUUUCCGCCUAUCAUCCUCGGAAGUGGUAUUUGCCAAUAUUUGCGGUGCGAAAUCCAAAUAAACCACAGAAGGUCAGAAUAGUGUGGGAUGCAGCUGCGGAGUACAAAGGGCUCUCCUUGAAUUCAUGCCUGGACAAGGGCCCAGACUUAUUGACCUCUCUCUUUGAUGUUUUACUUAAUUUCCGGAUAGGGAAAAUUGGGUUGUGUGGCGAUAUCUGCGAAAUGUUUCACAGAGUGCACAUCGAUGAAGAAGAUCAGCAGUCGCAGCGUUUCCUGUGGAGAAACUGUGAGGAUGCUCGUCCACCAGAUGUCUACAUGUUGUUAGUGAUGAGUUUUGGGGCAAGCUGUUCGCCAUCCCUAGCUCAAGUUGUGAAAAAUUUAAACGCUUUAGAGUUCGCCGAUACGCACCCAAAAGCAGCUAAAAGUAUUUUGGAGAGGCAUUACGUCGAUGAUAUGCUCGACAGUGUUGGUACGAUUGACGAAGCGGUUCAAUUGGCUACGAGUGUUCGUGCGAUCCACAAGCACGCAAAUUUUCAUAUUCGAGGUUGGCUAUCCAACUCCAAAGAUGUCGUCGAAGCCUUAGGGGAAGCAGGCGAUGCACGCGAAUUUUGUGGCGCUGCCAAACGAGUAGAUCAGGUAGUUGAAGCAAGUAAGGUGCUAGGCAUGUGGUGGCAGACGUCUGAUGACACACUCACAUACAAUUUGAAAUUCACGAAGGCCAACGAUGAAAUUCUGCGAGGAGCUAAGCUUCCAACAAAGAGGGAGCUGUUAAGAUUGCUGAUGUCUAUAUUUGACCCGUUGGGGCUAUUAACCUUUUUCUUAAUCGACGCUAAAAUUUUACUUCAGAAGGUAUGGCGAAGUGGUAUUGGAUGGGACGAUUCUAUACCGGAGCAGUUGUCAGGUGAGUGGAUGAAGUGGUUAUCCUUUCUUCCACAAGUUCAAAAUAUGAAGGUGCCCAGAUGCUAUUUCAGUAUAGCGAGCAGCCAAGCAAGCAAUAUCGAGCUGCAUGUAUUUGUAGACGCUGGCGAAAACGCUUACGCCGCGGUAACGUAUCUGAGGAUCGGGACAGGUGAGGACGUCGAAGUGUCGUUGGUGUUCCAAAUCGAAGGUCGCACCUUUGCGCCCUGUAUCUAUACCUCGAAUGGAGCUGCUCGCUGCGGUGAUGGGUGCGAGGCUAGGGAAUGCGGUGGUAAAAGCACUCGACUGCAAAAUCGAUCGUGUGCGCUAUUGGACGGACUCCAAAACCGUUCUCUCGUGGUUGCGCUCCGAACGUAGAGGAUAUAAGCAAUUCGUUAUGUUUCGAGUGGGAGAAGUGCAGGAGUCUACCGAUAUAUCACAGUGGAGCUACGUGCCUUCGAAAUUGAACGUCGCCGACUUAGGAACGAAGGCGACCCCAGUACCUGAUUUUUCGAUGGCUGGACAAUGGACCUCCGGACCUGCGUUCCUCCGUCAGUCAGUUGAGACAUGGCCAAGCUUUGAAAGCAAUCAACAAGAAGAUGGACAGCACGAGCAUGGGGAACUACGACCAGAACUAGUCUCAAUUAAUGUAGUAGAAGAUCAGCCUUUGAUAGAUCUUAGCCGUUUUUCAAAAUGGGAACGCCUACACCGAAGUGUGGCGUACGUUAAGCGAUUUGUAAAUAAGUUAGGUGGCAUCCCUAUUAGAGGUAGCCUUAGCACCGACGAGUUAGCCUGGAGCGAGACCUAUUUAUAUCGCC
Molecule: messenger RNA, 3106 nt
Organism: Rhagoletis pomonella (apple maggot)
Lineage: Eukaryota; Metazoa; Arthropoda; Insecta; Diptera; Tephritidae
Exons: 2
Coding region: 48-2666 (872 amino acids)
Source: RefSeq, a predicted model, not a curated record